AUGGCUUCGGCGGUGGUGCAGGUGUUCGGGCAGCCGGCGUCGACGGACGUGGCGAGGGUCAUGGCGUGCCUCCUCGAGCGGAAGCUCGAUUUCGAGCUCGUCCGCACCGACGCGUUCAGGCGCGGGCGCAAGCUCCCCGAGCUCGUCAAGAUGAGGGAUCCCAGCAGCAAGGUGAUGCUCAAGCACGGCGACACCACCCUCACCGAUUCCAGAGACAUUUGCCGGUACGUGUGCACUGAGUUCCCGCGGUGGUGCACCAGGGACCUGUACGGCGCUGGCGCGCUGGAGCGCGCGUCCGUCGAGAAGUGGCUGCAGGCGGAGGCGCAGAGCUUCGACGCGCCGAGCGCCGCGCUGGCGUUCCACCUCGCGUUCGCGCCGCGGCUGGUCGGGGUGCCGUCAUCUUCUCCGGCCGCCGCGCCGGACGGCAUCGACGACGAGGAGGAGGCACGACGCGCCGCCACCGUCGCGGAAAGCGAGCGGCUGCUGCUGCGCGUGCUGGACGUGUACGACGACGCGCUCGGCCGGAGCGCGUACCUGGCCGGCGGCGAGUUCACGCUGGCGGACCUGUCCCACCUCCCGAACGCGCACUACGUCGCGUGCUCCGCGCGGGGCAGGGCGCUGCUGGCGUCCAGGGGGAACGUGGCGCGGUGGUACGCGGCCAUCUCGGCGCGCCCGGCGUGGAGGCGGGUGGUCGGCGUGCAGGCCCGGAGCGCGCACUGCCCGUGCGCGCUCGAGGCGUGA
Molecule: messenger RNA, 741 nt
Organism: Panicum hallii
Lineage: Eukaryota; Viridiplantae; Streptophyta; Magnoliopsida; Poales; Poaceae
Product: glutathione S-transferase F11-like
Exons: 3
Coding region: 1-741 (246 amino acids)
Cellular component (GO): cytoplasm
Molecular function (GO): glutathione binding; glutathione transferase activity
Source: RefSeq, a predicted model, not a curated record